CUGAAUUAUCACGUAAUCCAUCUUUCCUUCCCUCCAAUGGCUAAUGGAGUUGAGGCAAAGAACGCGCGCCCUCCGAGCACAAUCUAAGACUGGCUCAACGAGCUUUCUACCCUGCGCAUUGCCUCCUGGGAUAUGUAGUUUCCGAGCAGCCCGGAACCGUCGCAGUUUGGCUCCCUUUAUAACUAUCUAUCCCUUCUGCCUUUGCGAAAGGGGAGGCUCCGGGUCCGGGUGCAGACUUACAGUUUUGAAAUUCCAACUUGCCGCUGAGGCACGUGCGGCUGAGGUUUACAUUGCUGCACACAGUGAGCAGUCUUGGUCCACUUCAGCAAACCCUCGCAAACAUCUCCUGACUUGAGCAGGCGGUGGUGAGACUGGCCUGUGGCUCAAGUGAUCUGAGGUAGCGCGAGAGGGGCGCGCCAUGUUCGUGCUCCGCUCCGGCCGGGGGCUCCGCGGCGUCCUGCUCUGUGACCCCCGAGUGCGGGCCGGCGAGGCCGCGGGGCGCUGGGCGUGCGGGGCUUGCCAAAUCCGGCUGAACGGCUCAGGUGCGGGCCAGCGCCGGCCCGGGUCCGAGCCCGAGGCCUCCCUGCCUGGCCCUGCGCGCGGGACUCUGAAGGAGUGGGCGCUGCCGGUGAGCCCGUUCGGUCGGCUGCGGGCGCGGCUUCCGUGCCACCUGGCCGUGAGGCCCCUGGACCCGCACACCUACCCGGACGCCGACCGCGUGCUGGUCGCCGCGAGCGGAGCGGGGGGCGGGGCGCAGGACCUGGCCGGCCUGCAGGUGACGUACGACGAGGCGCUGAAGGAGGUGGCCAUUGUGUCUGACAACAUUGACCCCCAGGCGUCCGUGGAGGUGAACGCGCCCCUGAAGUUUGAUUUGAAUAUUAAGUCAUCAGGGUCUGGCUGUAUAAAAGUCCAAAAUAUUGAAUGUGAUAAUUGCAAAAUUGAAACUGAGCAGGGGACUAGUAUCUUACAGUCUGUUAAGAGUCAAAAACUACGUGUUCAAACAAAAGGAGGCAACGUGAUCUGUCUGGGAACAGUUUAUGGAAACAUAGAUAUUCAUGCAUCAGAUAAAAGUACUGUGACCGUAGAUAAACUGCAGGGAAGUUCUGUUACUAUAGCUACUGAAGAUGGUUUGCUGAAAGCCAAGUAUCUUUACACAGAAUCUUCAUUUCUAUCUUCUGCUGCUGGGGAUAUUACACUAGGAAGUGUUCAUGGUAAUAUAACAUUACAAAGCAAGAUGGGUAAUAUCACAGUAGAUUCGUUGUCUGGAUGUCUAAAAGCCUCAACUCAUCAGGGUGCCUUAGAUGUUUAUGUCAGCCAACUGGGGAAGGUGGAAUUGGAAUCCCAUAAAGGUUCUAUUCUUGUCAAGGUUCCACCUUCUCUUCAGGCUCAUUUGCAGUUAUCAGGAAAAGAAGUCGAUGUGAACUCAGAAGUCCAUGUUCAAGAGAUGGCGGAAGCUCAUAAAGAUGAUGGUGUAAUAAUUACUGGGCUCAUGAAUCAAGGAAGCCAACAUGAAAAAUGGAUUAAGGCUGAUGCCCCAAAAGGCACUAUAAUAUCCUACUGUUGUACUAAGAAAGCUUAAGAAUAUUUCUGAAUGGACAUGACCAAAGUACCUGAACUCUGUGGCAGCCACAGGCCCCACAUAUAGAAGCAUAACCAGCCCAGCAGGCUGCAUACUGCAGAGAGUUCAAAGAGCGGAAGCUCGUGACAGCCAAGGUGCAGUGCCCACCAACACUGGCAGCCUACCUGCCCAGCCCUCCGCUCUUGGCUCCUGAGCCCUCUAGUUCCUGGCUUCAUUCCUGGUCUCUCAACAUCUGAUUCAGAGCCUACUCUACAUUUGUCAUCCCUUUUGGAUACUAUUGAUUCAGCCAGAAUCCAUGGGUCCAAAAGUACUGUUCUAGACUUCCAGUUUCAAGUCUGUUAUGAGAGUGUGGGACUUACCACUUCCAUCCUCAAAAUAAGGAAAAAGCUGAGAAAACUGAAAAUCAACAACUUUUACUUGAUUCAUCAGAUAAUUGAGGUCACAAAGCAAACUGCCACCAUGAGAACUGGAGAAACAGGCAAAUACAGAGAAUCAGGGCUUACUAGGAGCAGUAGCCUGAGGCUGGAGCCAGUGUUAGAAAGAACAUUUAAAGGGUAAUUGACUAGCUGCUAGAGACUGAGUGAACUAGCUUGAGAGAAAAAUUCCUGGGAGCCCGCCUUAGAUUGGGUCCCUAUACUUUUGUGAGUUUUACUUCCUGGUGGCCUGUUAAGUUCUCAGGGUGAAUAUCAGAGAAAAAUCCCCUCCUGCUUCCUGCAAAGGGAGGGGGAAAGUACUAUUUUGAAAUACCCCCAAAGUAUCUGUUCUUAUUAACAAAGUUCUGCUAUCUAGGAAAACUAUUUACCAGAGCCUAAUCAACAUGGGUUUUAUGAGAGCCAGUCUAAAAGAGGUAAGGGAAAUACCCAACUCCAGCCCCCUCUGACAUUCCUCUCUUACCUAAGUAUAGCAGAAGGUGGGGAGAAGAGUGAAGGAGCACUUGUAAAGAUCACUGUCCUGGGGCACAGGCCCAUUAAAAGACUGAAACCUAAUCACAUGA
Molecule: messenger RNA, 2573 nt
Organism: Miniopterus natalensis
Lineage: Eukaryota; Metazoa; Chordata; Mammalia; Chiroptera; Miniopteridae
Source: RefSeq, a predicted model, not a curated record